AUGGCUUCCUUACCUCCCGCGGAGGACUCGCCUGAGACCGUCCCGGAGAAGCCUCCCGAUCGUAGGGUUAGCGGCCUAGACUUCUUUCGACCUUGCUUAGUUCCAGUCACACCAGAGCCUCUUGUUACCGCUGAUGUUGUUAAUACCGACGCUGACCCAUCGUCCAGCAAGGAGCCGCAACCGGAACCCAAUCCCGCGCCUCCUCCAGCGCCGUUUUCUCUCCCUCCCGCCAUCGCGUCGUCAAGCAAGGGACCGUCACCGCCGGCCAAUCCCGCGCCUUCCCCAGCGCCCUUCACUCUCCCUCCCGCCAUCGCGUCGUCCAGAAAGGGGCCGCAACCGCCGCCCAAUCCCCCGUGUGCUCCAGCGCCGUUCAUUCUCUCACCCGCCAUCGCGUCGUCCAGUAAAGCGCCUCCCUCUGCAGUUGGUAGCAGCGGCUGCAACGAUGUCGCUCCCGCGUCCGAGGGUCGUACGACUAAGAAGGCGCGCACAGUUUUACUCCGAGGCAAGCUAUAG
Molecule: messenger RNA, 513 nt
Organism: Closterium sp. Yama58-4
Lineage: Eukaryota; Viridiplantae; Streptophyta; Zygnematophyceae; Desmidiales; Closteriaceae
Source: the annotation of a GenBank genome assembly